UUGGAAGCACAAUCAACACAACCGCAAACUUGUAUCCAAACUCUGUUUCUGCUCUUUCCCGUUUGACAUGGCCAAUUCAUUUGUCUUCGAUGUUGCUGAAUCCCUGUUGAACAAGCUUGCUUCUCAUGUUUAUGAAGAAGCUUCUCGAGCCUAUGGUGUGUAUGACGAUCUCAAAGGGUUCAAAGAUACUUUGUUAAUUGUAAAAGCUGUAUUAUUGGAUGCUGAGGAGAAGAAGGAACUAAGCCAUGCCUUGCGUGAGUGGCUGAGGCAGAUUCAUCAUGUCUGCUCCGAUGCUGAAGAUGUUUUGGAUGGAUUUGACUGCCAAACCUUGCGCAAGAAAGUGAUCGAAGCUUCUGGCAGCACCAGGAUGAAGGUAGGCCACUUCUUUUCUAAGUCUAAUCCUCUUGUUUUCCGUAUUAGGAUGGCUCAUCAAAUCAAACAACUUAAGGAUAGAUUGGAUAAGGUAGCUGCUGAUGGGAAUAAGUUUGGUCUUGUUCAUGAGAGGAUUGAUGUUGACCACAGACUUGUGGUGCAAAGGAGAGAAAUGACUUAUUCCCAUGUUGAUGCUUCAAAUGUGAUAGGAAGGGAGAAUGAUAGGGAAAAUAUUAUCCAACUUUUGAUGCAACCCCACUCUGAUGGUGUUAAAAGUCUCUGUGUUAUUCCCAUAGUGGGCAUUGGAGGUUUGGGGAAGACCACACUUGCUAAGUUGGUGUUCAAUGAUAAGAGGAUAGAUGAGUUUUUCCCUUUGAAGAUGUGGGUAUGUGUCUCUAAUGAUUUUGACAUCAGGCAGAUAAUUAUUAAAAUCAUUAAUUCUGCUUCAGAUUCUGCUGCAAGUACUGCUCUUGCUCACCAUGAAAACAUUAGUAACUUAGAUAUUGAGCAGCUACAAGGUCGUCUUAGACAUAAGCUUUCUGGUCAAAAGUUCCUACUUGUCUUGGAUGAUAUAUGGAAUGAAGAUCGUGCAAAAUGGAUUGAAUUGGAAAGUUUAAUAAAAGUUGGCGCAGUAGGAAGCAAAGUCAUAGUGACAACACGUAGUAACUCAAUUGCUUCAAUGAUGGAAAACGUUUCCUCGUAUGUUUUAGAUGGUCUUUCCCUUGAGAAUUGUUUAUCCCUGUUUGUCAAAUUGGCAUUUAAGGAAGGCCAAGAAAACAAAUAUCCAAAUCUAGUGGAGAUCGGGAAUGAAAUUGUGAAAAAAUGCCAAGGGGUUCCUCUAGCGGUGAGAACAUUAGCAAGUUCCCUUUUCUCAAAAUUUGAUUUGGAUCAAUGGGAAUUUGUAAGAGACCAUGAGGUAUGGAAUUUAAAACAAAAGAAGGAUGACAUUUUACCAGCUCUUAAGUUAAGCUAUGAUCAAAUGCCAUUCCAUCUGAGGCAUUGUUUUGCUUACUUUUCCCUUUUUCCCAAAGAUUUUGACUUUUUUACUUCUAGAAUUGGUAAUCUUUGGGCGUCGCAUGGAUUACUUGAAUCCAAGGAUGGAAGUCAAAAGCCAGAGAAUAUUGCAAGACAAUAUAUAGAUGAGUUGUAUUCAAGAUCAUUUCUUCAGGAUUUUGUUGACUAUGGCUACUUUUACUCUUUCAAAGUGCAUGAUUUGGUGCAUGAUCUUGCACAGUAUGUUGCGAAAGAGGAGUUUCUAGUGGUAGACUCCCGUACUCGAAGUAUACCUGAACAAGUAAGGCAUUUAUCAAUUGUACAAAAUGAGUCACUUAGCCAUGCUUUGUUCCCCAAGUCCACAAGAGUGAGAACUAUACUAUCUCCCACGAAAAGAGUGGGUCUUGUUGGUAAAACUCUUUUAGAUACAUGGUUAUCAAGAUACAGAUACUUACGUUAUUUAGAUUUAAGUGAUUCUUCGUUUGAGACUCUACCUAAUUCAGUUGAUAAAUUGGAGCAUCUGCGAGUUCUCAAUCUUUCCGGUAACUACAAAAUCAAAAGACUUCCUCAUUCUAUAUGCAAACUCCAAAAUUUGCAUGUAUUGUCACUCGCAAGAUGCAUGGAGCUUGAAACACUGCCUAAAGGAUUAGGGAAUCUGAUCAGCCUUCGACGACUGUGUAUAACGACAAAACAAUCUGUUCUGUCACAGAAUGAAAUUGCAAGCUUAAACAAUCUUCAAACUUUGAGUUUUGAAUAUUGUGACAAUUUGGAGUUUUCGUUCAAUGAGGCACAACUCACUUCCCUUGAAGUAUUGGAAGUUCUAUCAUGUGGGCGCCUUGGGUCUUUUCCUCUCUAUAUUCUCCCCAAAUUGGAGGUUCUUCUAGUUAAAAACAGUCCAAUGAUGUCAGUGAACUAUGAAUGCCCACUCCAAAGAUUGAGGAUGAAAUAUCUGAAUCUUAAUGAUUUUCCAGGGAUAGAAACAUUGCCUCCAUGGAUUCAAGGAGCUGCGGACACUUUACAGAGCUUGUUCAUUUAUAAUUUUCCUAAUCUCAAGAGGCUUCCUCAGUGGCUGACAACAAUGGCUCAUCUUAAGUUUCUAGGCAUUUAUAACUGUCCUGAACUGUUGUAUCUUCCAAGUGACAUGCAUCGCCUCACUGCCCUUGAAUAUUUGGGAAUACAUGCUUGUCCUGAAUUGUGUCGAAAAUAUCAGCCUCAAUAUGGUGUGUAUUGGCCCAUGAUUGCUCACAUCAAACGCCUUUACAUUGGAGAACCAUGAGGAGAGAAGGAACGAAGGUAAGGUAGAAUGUAGAUGAAGAGGGAGAUGAAGAGGCUUCAAGAACACCAUGAGGAGAAGAUAAAUGCCAGCGAAACACUUUAGAUUCUCAGGAAUCAGGAAUGAGGAUGGAAAAUAAUUGUUUCCAUCAGCAUGUUUGGUUUGAUGUAGCCCAAGAAUUGAAAAUGAUUAUUUUAUUCCAUCCCUGUAUUACUCAAAACAUACCUAAGAAAAGUCAGCAUUUGUCAUUUGUUUAAGGUGAUUUAAAUGGCCAUAGCUUUUAUUUGUCAUUAAGGAAUGGAGCCUUUUGGUGAAUCUCCUCUGUAUUAUUGCAGGCCAUGAUUUAAGUAUUCAAAAAGUUGGGAGUUGGUAUAGUAAAUUAUUCUGUUUGCAUAAAGAGUCUAACAUUU
This is a messenger RNA of Gastrolobium bilobum, 3048 nucleotides long. RefSeq names its product putative disease resistance protein RGA3. The transcript has 2 exons. The record is from RefSeq and is a predicted model, not a curated record. Gene Ontology annotation, biological process: defense response to other organism. The coding region runs from base 68 to 2641 and encodes 857 amino acids. NCBI's taxonomy places the organism in Eukaryota, Viridiplantae, Streptophyta, Magnoliopsida, Fabales, Fabaceae. Gene Ontology annotation, molecular function: ADP binding; protein binding.